AUGGGAGCCAAUGCAAGGCAAUAUCUGCAGGAGCACAAUAUACCUCAACUUUUUGAGGUUUGUUCAUUUUUAAUAAAGUUUUUUCUACGAAUUGUUCGAAUUUUUUCUAAAUGCUAGGUAAUGCAUCGUAAUUUUUUUUUCAGGGUCUCAUGACAGGCCUGAUAUACAGCAGACCAGACGACCCUGUGGCUUACCUCGAAGAAGCGAUUGCUCGAAUUAGAAACAAUCCGCAUAUUCCUGUUAGCUGGAACAUGUUCAUUCCGAAAAGUGGGUAUUAAGCUUUCAUUUUAAUUAUUAUUUUCAUGAAAACUUCUGAAAGUACUAUUUCUUGUGUUGGAGAAAGAGUGUACUCUGAAAACAGGCUAUAACUCUUGUUGCAAUCUUUCAAGGAGUGCACCAUAGGUAUACUUUAAUCUACGAUAGUUUAUGGAAAUUAGUACAUAAUUAUGGCAGUAUACAUAAUUAUGGCAGUAUACCUUUUUGGCUUUUUCUGAGCCAUAACUUUCUGGUCUCAAAAGAUAAAACUAAUGCUAAGGGUUUGUAAAAAAAAACCAAAUGAGGUAAGAGUUGGUUCGAAAUUGGAUCUCGUGAAGUUGGUGAAAUUUAGAAUUAAGAUGGAGUGAGUGAGCAAGAAAAAAUGAUUUCAAAAAAUUUUGAAGGUUGGUUAAUAUUCUAAGUGGUGUUCUCAAACAUAGUAGACAUCAAGAGGCCUCAAAACGCAGAGGCCUUCCGAGGUAGAAGCUACUGAAAGCUUUUUAUUUGAUUGACAGGGGCUAAUUCAAUUUUUUCGGGUGCCAAAGAUGGUUCUUCCCAAAUAAUUGGCCUGAUACUAUACUCCAUCAAAGAAAAUGUUUCAAAAGCUACCAAGCGUCCAUUUUUGAAUAAAAAAAAACAAAGCCUACUGAAAAAAAGGUUCUAGAAGGGAAAUUUGAAAAAAAAAAGUUUUAUCAAAUAACUAAUAUGAUUUUUCAUAGUUUAUUCCAAAUCAAUUGUACAUUUAGCUUUGAAGAAAGAGUAGAAAGUGGAUGGGAAAAAGUGGCUGCAGAGCACACAAGUGCCUAUUUUGAAGCCUUCGGGACAAUUAUCGCAUCAAUACAUGUCGACAUUUUUCUUUUACCUGGCUCUUCGCCUUUUUCUUUUCAGUUUGCUAAUAAUUCUUUCUUUUGAAAAUAUUUUCUGUUCAAUCUAAUUGCCUCGUUCAGUAUUCAUUUUACCAUGUGGCUUGGCGCGGUGGAGCAUUUCAUGUUCAAAUUAUCAAUAACUUGAAAAAAAUUAUCAAUAACUAAUCGAGUAAAAUUUAAUUUUCCAUAAUUAUCGCAUUGCUCUGUUAUUUUUGCCACUAAGGAGAAAAAAACAAAGAAAAAAAUAAUUUUUUUCAAGUCCAGCAAUGUGUAAAAAAAAAUUCUUGAAAAACGGCUGUUUUCGGCUCGAAAGCAGGAAACGCGAGCACUCAAGCGGGCGCUCGACUGCUUCUAGGACAAGUAACUGGGCAACAUGUUAUGGAAAGUCUAGUAGAUCUUAGAAUUUUUACUAGUACUUGUGAGGACGUUUUUUUAAUCACUUAAUUGUAAAAAAACUCCUUAUAAAAACUUGAUGUCCAAUUAAUCACUUUUUGAGCAAAGACUGACAUUUUUUUAUGUUCGUUUUUUUGUGCACGCAAAAUCUUCGAAAAAAAAUCAAAUUGACUUUUUGGAUUAACAAAUUUGAAUCAUAUUCUUGAUAUUCAAGAAGUUGAUAGACAUCUGUUCUAUAAAAAAACAUUCUUCACAUUUCUUAUUUCUUUUUGAAUAAAAUAUUAAUUUUUGGUUUACAGCAAACGGAAGCCCGAGCGUUGCUCAUAUAACAACAAAUGCGAUAACCGAUACCGUGUGAGUUUUUUUUUUUGACUGAACCUGGGUCUAGUUGUGAAUUUGCACGGUAUAUAAUUUUUUUCUCCACAUCGUGGUGUUAAAUUAUAACUUUAAGUGACGAAGCCGACAGCGACGUUUCGCGAGAGCCUUCUCGCACGAACACCAUCGAACGCAGAAGCCCAGAGCCGAGGCUUCCUUCUGUCGACUCCACGGAAGAUAUGGUUUAAUUGAUAGUGUUUUCAUACUUUGAAUUACGGCUUUUUUUCCCAGGUUCUGCAACGGGUUCCGUCAGUGACGAAAGCCGCAGAAGUUGCCAGAAUUCCCAACGUUCCUGUUAUUUUGUUCAUGGGUGAAUGAAACCACUGAAAAACAAAAUUUUUUCCCAAGUUUCGGUCGAUUUCACAAGUGAACAAGCCCUGGAGUAUUUUUUACUAUUAAAUCCAUCCAACGUUUUUUUGAAAGAAAGUUAUAUGAUUUUGAACUCGAAACCCUUUUAUAAAGCGAACUGUAUACUGGAGCGUCACAGAACUUUUUUCAUCGUGAAUUUAAGGAGGACCUGGCGGAGGCAAGACCCGCCAUGCUGCGAAAGUUGCAAAUGCCUUGGCGGAAAAUGGAUUGGUACACAUUUGUAUGCCAGAUGUGAUACGGAACGCUUUAGGACGGUACAAAGACAAGUACCCUGACUGGAAAGAAGCAAAUGAGCACUAUAUGAGAGGUUUCUUUCACUUUCUACGACUCAAACUUUCAUUGAUUACUAAAAUCAUUCAGGAGAACUGAUUCCAAACGAACUAGCUCUAAUACUUCUAAAGGUACAAUCUUGAAAAUUUCAAAUUCAAAAAAACGAAAAACAAGUUUCAGGCUGAAAUGGGUAGGCAUCCAGAUGCAGGAGCAUUCUUUCUUGAAGGAUACCCGCGAGAAGCUCGUCAAGUGGAAGAUUUUGAGAGACAGGUUGAAUUCGCCUUCUUUCUUUCAUUUGAAACUCUUUCAGGUGAAAUCUGUUAAUAUGGCCAUGAUAUUAGAUUAUGACGAAAAAAACUUUACGAGAUCACAUGGAAAGACGCGGGCUGGGCAUGGAAAUUAUUGACCAAAAAAUAAAGGUGCUGAUUUUAUAUUUCUUGAUUAAAUUCGAUUCAGGAGUUCAAACAAAAAACUUUGCCAUCCGCUAAAUACUUUGACGAUCAGAAGUUGCUUCACCUGGUGAAUAACAAUACAUUGUUUUUAUUUUCAGACUUUUUUGCAGAUUCCCGGAGAGAAAGACGAUUUGACAAUUUAUGAGAAAAUGAAGAAUUUGGUCUUGAGAGCCAUCGACACCGGGGUGCCAGUUCUGAGUAGCGUUCCUCCAAGCCAAAGCGGUUCGAGGCCCCCAACACAAAAAGUACCCUUCUUGUUCUUUAUCUCCAUCUUUGGAGGCUUUUUUAGUCUUCAACUCUAGCAUCUCCCCCAGUUGAGCAUCCUGUAGAGAUACCAUUGCCUGAAGUUCGAACGGAAGCUCCAACUCCACAAUUACGACAGCCAAGUUUUUCAGACGCCCCAGAGACAGUUGAGGUCACGAAUACAUGACUAGAAAGAGAAACAAUUUUGUCUUUCAGGAAAUCCAUGUACCUUCGGCAAGUUUCCCUUUUAUUACUUUAUUCAAGUUUUACUGUUUGUCAAUAGUCAUUUUAGCCUCCUGUCGUGGACCCACCUUCUUCCAGUCCAAAAUCUCCAGGUUGAAAUGUUCCAAAAUUCUUAUUUUUCGAAUCAUGAGCGUUUAGAAUCUCAUCCGUCAACUCCUGCUGUCCAAACGCCCGAUUCUCAGAGUUAGUUGACUUUUCAUUGGUUCUUGGAAACUUUCUUUCAGGUCGGAAAAGCUCAGCAGCACAGUCCAGAAAGUCUACAGCUGCGAGCAGAAAACAAGUUAACGGUAUUUUUUCGCUUCCAUUUUUUAAAAAUCAACUUUUGAAACUGAAAAGGAAUAAUUGGCAGAAGACUGUAUUAAGAAAUACCCUCGCCACCUGUGAUCCCGAUGUUGGACCUUCCAAGCGAAGACGGUAAAAAAUAAUGAGCGCAUGGUGUGAAAAUUGCACGUUUAGAGAAUGGAGUAAAAUUUUCAAAAGCUUCGUUUGAGAGAAUGUUUUGCUUGAAGAGCUUGAAGUAUUUUUUAAAUAGGGCGAAUUCUUAUUUUCAUUUUUGAAUUGUUUUUCAAUGUCCUAUUUUUCUGUCGACUUAUCGAAAAUUUCGACACUUUCUUUGCACUUCAGUUUGAAUGAUUCAAUUCAUUUGAUUACAACCAGAAUUUUUCAGGGAGUCAAGACAGAAUUUCAACUACUUCCGGAAAUGAUGAACCACUCUCGCCAUUUGAACUUCCAAAUAAUGCUCCUGUAGUUUUGGUCGUUGGUGAGAACUUACAGACAUCCCUUCUACCGAACGGAAAAAAUUCAGGCGCACCGGGGUCUCAGAAAAACGAUAUUGCUAAGAGAAUAGCGCAGAAAUACGAUGGUUUGAUAUUUUCAAAAAAAUCUCAGUUUUUUCUGAUUCAGGGUUCACACUUUUGUCAAUGGGAGAUCUACUGCGGAAAAAAGUGCAGACUGAGAAAGAUGACGAAUUAUGGAAAAAAGUGGGGAAGAAAAUGAACGAAGGAGAUCCAAUACCUAUGGUCGGUUACUAAUAUCCUUUAAAAUUUAAAGUUCUGUGAUUCAGAAGCUGGCUCGCACAGUUCUUUACGAUGAAAUUGAAUCACUUGGGAACGCAAACUGGGGCUACGUCAUCGAAGGCUACCCAAGAAGUAUGGAACAGCUUGAGGAUUUCGAAAAAUCGGUUGGGCUUUUUCUGCCAUGCUCAUAGUUUCUUAAACUUCAAUUUGAGGUUCAAAGACUCGAUAUUGGAAUCCUGAUAGACUGUACAGAACAGUUUUGUUUGGAUGUCGUGCAGAAACGGAUCGAAAGAGCACACAGACCUGGUUACAUUCUUGGGAAUCGAAUAUUCUGGAAAACCAAAAGCAGUUCAGAUGAUGCUCCGGAACCUCUUCGGGUCAGGAUGGAGACGUUCAAGAAAAAUACGCUGCCCAUGUUGAAAGCCCUGGAUGAUAAAGGCAAAUUGCGAGUGGUGAGAUAUCCGCACGACAGGGUAUGCUUCUUCUAACUUUCCUUUUCGAUCAAUUUUCUAAAUGUAAAUUAACAUCAUUCUUCAGUUUUGACAGCUUCUACACUAAAAAAAUAACUGGAAAAUUGAAUUUUAUGAGGAUUUGUAGAAACUUAGCCCAGAAACUUUAUGACGAAUACUUAUAGCCACAUCAAUUUUUUAAAAUUUCUUCAGACAUAUUUGCAAACCGUCCUGCUCGAAAGGCGCCAAUAUGCCUCUUUUUCUUGCAUAAACUUUUAGCCAAAACCAGUUGGUCGAACUCCCAAAGCUCGUAUUUUUUCCGCUACUUUUGAAAGCAGAACUCUAACGCAUGUAUCAUUUUUUUUUUACUAACUUCUUCGCAUGUAUUCACUGUCUUUCUCUUCCUUAGCAUGAAUACUUUGCCUAAGAGCAUGAAACAACGCUUUUCCUUCAUGAGGAUGGGAAUUCUCCAAAAAUUCAUAGACAGCAUUAAGGUGGACGGAGACUCGGACGCGGACACCGUUUUCAAAGAUGUUGCUCAAGUUAUCGAUAGAGCUUUAUUUAUUGAAGGUAGGAAAAUGGAUCAGUAAUUGAUUUCCGUUCGAAUAAAGUUUUUUUCUUGUUCUAAUCAUCGGAAUAAAUUUUCUGAAUAAAGCCAUGAAGUGUGAAAGCUCGAAAAAGUUAAAUUAUUUUCAGAUGACGGCGACGGUAACAGUUUAGGCGAUUCGAAAAAAAGGAGCCCUCUCACAACCCUCUGCGACCACAUAAAACCUCAUUCUUUCAGUUUAAAAUUUGAUUUUCGUUAUUUAUAUCUUUGAUAUGGUCUUGUAGAAGAGCAUCUUACAAUAUGCAGUAUAUGUAUAUUUUUUUUUUGGAGAAUAAACUUUUAUUUGCCACAAGACUUCAAUCUUGGUACGAGAAUUGUAUUUGAUCAACAAACGUGAGAAACAAGAGAAGACGUGAACUUGUUUCUUGUUCAACUGAACGAUUUCUCAUCAUUCUUUGAGUUUAUCAAGUGACUUCGAUUUAAAAAAGAAUGUUUCCUUCUAGUUCGUUGUACACACUUACAGUUUUGCGCGUAAUUUUUCAAAUUUUUUAAACUAGGGGAGUCGAUUUGCUGUUUUAGGGUAAUCGACAUUCUAUGCUAGGUAGUUUGAAAGCACCAAAUUUCAAUACUCCAUAAUUGAAAUGUGAAUAUCAUAAUGAUUUAGGUUCUUUUAUUUACUACUUUGGGAGACUCGUUAUUGUUUUCGUUGCUUUUUGUUCUUCACAGAGGAAGUUUGAAUAGUCCAGCUUUAAAAUUUGCCGUCUAGAAAGUUUGAUCAAAGGAAAAGAAAAUUUCCCCUCGAUGGUUAUUCUGACCACCUUCUGAUUCGGACAAAAAAGACGAAAAAAUGUUUGGUAAAGAGUCAUCAACUUGGAUUUUGAAAAAUUGCGCACAAUGAACUUUAAAACUCUUUUCUCUAAAAGUUCCGAAGACAUGGUUCAAAAAAGAAAGAUUUCUACGAGAAAUCUUUCUUUUUUCAUAACUGAUAUUCUUAUAAUAAUUGAUCCAACUUGAAAAAAAAAAUGAACGUAAGGGAGGCGUAUGCGGUGCAUAGUCAUCAAAGCGUGUUUGCGGUCUGUGUUGCCGCACAACUUGACUCUCAAUUUGCUAAACUUCUUGUUAUUAUUAAGUGAAAACAAUUUUUAAGUUGCGUUUUCAUUUUUCUCACUUUCAUUAUUCAUUUAUAAUAAUAAUUUUUCAAAAAGGUUAUCAUUUCCAUUUGGCGUAUAAGCGAUGGGAUUUCAAUGAUUUUUCUCAAAAAAACUUUUGUGUUUUUUUCAAGUAUCAUAAGCCUUAUUUUUCAUUUUUCUUUUUAAAACGCUUUUUUCUUUUUUUUCCAUGUAUAAUUUAUCUACAUGAAUCGAAUUAGAGCAUUUCAUUGGCAUAGUAAAAUUAAAUUUUCAGGCGAACCAAAUGGCAGACCGCGAAUCGAUUGGUAGCGAUGCGACUGCGCUGAUUGGCAAUACGCCAAUGGUCUACAUUAACAAGUUGGCCGCUGGAUUGCCCGGCAAAGUCGGUACGGAUGUGACUAUUUUUUUAAAAUGAAAAUAAUCGCAGCUGUAAAACUGGAGUUCAUGUCGCCUGCAGGAUCGGUCAAAGAUCGCAUUGGCUACGCCAUGGUUAAAGCAGCUGAGGAUGAGAAAAAAGUGAGCGAUGUCAUUUUUUCAGAAGUUCAGUUUGGUCUCCAAAAUCAGAUUGCAACAAGUUUUUUCAAAAGCAACGUCAAAAUAACUGGAACUUUUGGAAAAAAAAUUUUCGUGACGAUCAUAAUCUCCCAGAAAACUUUUCUAUCAUAUGAACUCAAUAUCAGAUCAAAAAUUACCGACCUGUCUAGUAAGAUUUGAGUGUUCCGGAAACGUCAAAACCAUUUUUUUUCAAGAAAAAUUAGAACAGAACUUUUAUUCCUCACAACUCGACGAAAAACAUGCGUUUUCUUUUUAAGGGAAAUCUUGCCAGCAAACUUAGCAAGUUUUCAUUCUUUUGUCAAAAUUCAAUAAACUAACUUGAAGUUGUUUGAUUUUUAGAGUGAGGUUUUACAAACUGGCAAUACACUCUGGGAUUAUUAUACUCAAAAGUUUUCAGAUUAUUCCUGGAGUAACGACUUUGAUUGAGCCGACAUCUGGAAACACGGGAAUUGCCCUGGCUUUUGUCGCAGCCGCAAGAGGAUAUCGGUGCAUUGUGACAAUGCCUGCAUCAAUGAGCGUCGAACGUGUUUGUUUUAUUUUUCGCGAUAAAAAAGGGGAAAAAUAAAAAAUGUUAUCUGUUUGGGAAAGUGAAAGAAUAGAACUAUUUUUAGGAGAGUUGGCUUUCUAUAAACUAAAUUUUCCUUAAAAAAUACUUUUUAAAAAAAUUUACGCAGUAUCAUUUAUUCUAAUCAAUAGAAGUUCCUUUUUUGAAUAACUCAUUCACGAAACUUACAGAGAACCUUGCUCAAAGCUUAUGGCGCCGAAGUCGUCUUGACGGAUCCCGCAAAAGGAAUGAAAGGCGCCAUAGAACGUGCAAACCAGUUGAAAGAAAACAUCCCCAACUCUUUUAUUCUGGCUCAGGCAUACAUUUGAGAAAAACUUUCAAUCAUAUUUUUGCUCUAGUUUGAUAACAUGAACAAUCCAGCAAUCCACUACCAAACAACUGGCCCAGAAAUUUGGCGUCAGACCAAGGGCAAGGUUUUUCCAUUAAAUUUUCAAAAAAGGUUUGUUUUCACUCAGGUCGAUGCAGUUGUUUUUGGAGUUGGAACUGGUGGCACGAUCACAGGUGUCGGAAAGUUCCUUACUGAGCAAAAACCGUCUGUCCAGGUUUUUUUUUCGUACAAAAUCUGAAAUUGAAAACAUUCUCAAGGUCUUUGCGGUGGAACCCGAAGAAUCGGCUAUUCUUAGCGGACAUCCGGCUGGUCCUCACAAAAUUCAAGGUGAGUUUAGUUGAAUAAAAGUGAAUGAAGUUUGUUGGACUCCAGGUAUUGGUGCUGGAUUUGCCCCAGGUGUCCUCGACACAAAGAUUUUUGAAGAUGUAAUUCGCGUGCACAGCGACGAAGCCAUUGUCAUGGCUAAACGUAUGGCUUACGAAGAAGGAAUUCUUUUGCGGUAAAUUUUUUUCUCAGAAAAAAAUUCAAAAUAAAAAAAUUUUGACAUUCCCAGUAGUACGAAUUUUUUUCUGAAAGCGCAGUUUUUAGUAAAAGCUUGCGAGUUUUGAAAAUACAGCUUUUCUCGCAAAAAAAAAAAUGCAAACUCUGUUAUGUUCUUUAUUAAACAUUUACUCGACCCAGCCAAAAAUUAAAUGGGAGGCACAGAAUUUUCAAGGAAAAUUCCUGAGUUUAAAAAUGACUCCUAAGGCUAUUGUAUUAUCAAAUUUUAUGAGGGUUCUCAGGUAUCUCUUCCGGUGCUAACGUCGUUGCUGCGCUCCAACUCGCAGCUCGUCCAGAAAUGAAUGGGAAGUUAAUCGUCACUGUCCUUCCGAGCUUUGGCGAACGCUACUUGUCAGUUUUGAAAUUUCAAGAGCUUUUAUUCAUUUUUCUUCUUCGUAGAUCGUCAGCUUUGUACACUGACGUUCGUGACGAGGCCAUUGGUCUUGGAGUUGAAGGUCUGGACGAGAAUCUUAAACAGCUCAAGCUCCACGAGUACGAGGUGAUGGAGUAAAAGACCGUUCAAUCGCUUCCUUUGUUUCUGCACGUGUCCGUUCACAUAUCCCUCUCUUUGCUUCUUGACUCUUUUGUUUUUGAAAAAUAAAACGAAUAAAGUUUUCCCAGUAAGGCAUCUGGAAAAAAAAAAACGAAAUUUUGCUAUUUGAACGCUUUUAAAUUAUUUUGGUUAUUCGCCGUUUUCUUGCUUUUUUGAUGUCUUCUUUUAAAGUUUAACUUCGUCUAUUUCUUCUGCCGAAAAAAUUCACAAAAUGAUGACCCAAAAUCUUCAAAAAUGACAGAUUUUUCAAGAUCAAAAUUCACCCGCUUCGUCUCCCCCUGUCUAUUUUUCAGCGCUUGUUAAUAAUUCGCACAUUCGCAACUAAAAUCGAAUCUUUUUCAGCACAAUUCGCAGAAAUGA
Molecule: messenger RNA, 9509 nt
Organism: Caenorhabditis auriculariae
Lineage: Eukaryota; Metazoa; Nematoda; Chromadorea; Rhabditida; Rhabditidae
Source: the annotation of a GenBank genome assembly